Molecule: messenger RNA, 2786 nt
Organism: Medicago truncatula (barrel medic)
Lineage: Eukaryota; Viridiplantae; Streptophyta; Magnoliopsida; Fabales; Fabaceae
Product: protein PNS1
Exons: 5
Coding region: 146-1888 (580 amino acids)
Biological process (GO): transmembrane transport
Cellular component (GO): membrane
Molecular function (GO): transmembrane transporter activity
Source: RefSeq, a predicted model, not a curated record
GAGAAACUGUGAGUAACUUGUAACUACAAACUCCAAAUGAAAACAACAACAUAAGCCAGUAACGUCAUCUUUAUCAAUCUAGAACACAACACCAACAUUAUUCUCUCAGAAAAAAAAAAAAACAUCAUAACCUUAAAUUUUUCAAAUGGGUGCCACAGAACAUGUGGUGGAUGAGAGAGGGAAUGAAAGUGAAGGAGCUAGAAAGAUGGAUGAUGGAAAGAAGGAAGAAGGGUUAAGGGAUUUGGAGAAAGGUGAAGUUGGAAAGAAUGAUGUUGAAGAUGAUGAUGAUGAUGAUGAUGAAGAUGUUGAGAAUGUUGCUCAUGGUCAUGGUGGUCAUGGUCAUCAUGAUGAACAUGAAGGGUUUAAUGUUUCAAGAUUUCAUAGAUUAAACCCUACUAACCCUUUGAGGAUUGUGAUGAAUAGCAAUACAAGAGUUGCAAAACCUCCUCCUCCUAAGAAAUCUCAACGCUCUCAUACUCCUACACGUUCCAUUCCAAUACCAACACCAGCACCAAUUCAAACUCCACAACCACCACCACCACCACCACCACAACAACAGCAGCAACCGGUGACGCUUAAUUCAAGAAGAUAUACUAACAGAAUAUCCUUGUUUAUAUUCGCUCUCCACCAAUUACUAGCUAUUGCUCUUGUGUGUUUUCUUGUGUUCAAGGGAAUCCAAGGACUAGUACAAGAAUCUGGUUCUGUUAAGAGGAAAGAAAAAAGAGUGUUGAUGUAUUUUCUUCCACAAGUGGAAGCUGCAACUUUUAUGAGCAUAAUUCUUGCUUUUAUUUGGCAAGGUGCAAUUAGAAAAUGGCCAACUUUUAUGGUUCAUUUCAUACUUUGGUUUACUUUUGUGAUGUCUCUUGCAGCCGGGAUUCUUCUUAUUUGCUUCCAAAAGCCUCCAACUGACGGUGUUGGUGUUUGUUUCAUUGCUUUUGCGAUUGGAAAUGGCUUAUAUGGUUGUUGGAUUAGUCAUAGAAUUAAGUUCUGUUGUAAGGUUUUGAGUUUAUCGCUUCAACCGAUGUCCAAAUUCAGUGAUUUGAAUCGACCUACUUAUUACAUGCUUGCGGCUGGAUUCUUGUGGAUAUCUCUGUGGACUUUAGCAGUAGUUGGAGCUUUGAACUUUUAUUUUCCGCCUUUGGUUAUCAUCGCAUUGGUGUUGAGUUUGGCUUGGACCACAGAGGUUAUGAGGAAUGUUGUUAAUAUAACGGUUAGUAGGGUUAUCGCGUUGUAUUACUUGAGAGGAAUGCAAUCUAGCACACAAUUUUGCUUUCUGAGAGCGUUGACUCGGAAUCUUGGAAGUGCUUGUUUGGGGUCUCUAUUUGUGCCAACAAUUGAAGCGCUGAGAAUUGUUGCUAGGGGGCUGAAUUUGCUUGAGGGAGAAGAUGAGUUCAUGUUUUGUUGCGCUCGUUGUUGUUUGGGAGUCAUGCAAUCAAUUUUCAGAAAUGGCAAUAGUUGGGCAUAUGUACAGAUUGCAGCCUAUGGAAGAGGUUUUGUAAUGGCAUCACAAGACACAUGGUCCCUAUUCGAGAAGGAAGACAUGGUGCCAAUAGUAGAUGCUGAUAUAACCAGCUCAAUUUGCUUCCUCACAGGAGUUUGUAGUGGCUCUAUGUGUGUUAUUGUUGUGGCUGCUUGGACUCAAAGUGUACACAAAAGUUUCACAGCCACCCUGUCUUUACUCACAUUCUUCAUUGGAUACCUUUUGACUAGGAUUGCAAUGGCAGUGCCUCAUGCUUGUGUGAGUUGUUACUAUGUAUGUUAUGCUGAAAAUCCAGAAAACAGAUUGUUUGAUAAAACAAUUAAGGAUCGUCAAGCUUUGUUAAAAACUGGUCGUGAAGUGGUUGUACCUACACCAAGGGGACUAAGAAGAUAUACUACAAGGUCCUAAAUUCAUAAUUUCACUAUCCAAAAACAAAAAUUAAAUUAACGACGAAAAUUUAGAGAUGGAAAACAUGAAAUUCGUCUCUAAUUUCGUCAUUAAAUCUAGCGAAUUAGAGAUAGAUUUUAUUUUUUCGUCUCUAAAUAUUUUUGUUACUAAUUUUUUUUUAUGGUAGUGUUAGCUUUGUUGUUACACUAAGUAAAUUCAAGAUGAAGGUCAAGAUAAGAUAUGAAAAAUGCUCUUAGUGGAAGGGCAUACAUGACCAAAAGAGUUGAAUACUUGAAUUGAAGCGAAUAAAAAAAAAAGGCUAAACUCCUCUUUUCGCCCCCUAAGUUUUAAAAUGUUGCGAUUUUGGCCCCCUAUUAAAAAAAUGACAAAAGUGACUCCCUAUGUUUAGGGAAAUAUGCUCUUUUAACCCCUAACAUAAGGGAAAUAUGUUUUUUGACCCCUUAUCUUUACAAAAAGUUGCGAUUAUGACCCCUUUUCUGGGUCACGUGGCAUCUUUUGAGCAAUUUUGGGAUGAAAGGGGCCAAAAUUGCUAAUUUUUUUAAUAGGGGGUCAAAAUCGCAACAUUAUGAAACAUAGGGGCGGAAAGUACUGUUAAGCCUUAAAAAAAAAAGUCAUGAUGGCUGAGGAAGUGGUUUUGUUGAAAGAAUGAUCUGGCUUGAAGAGCCAUCAUUGGAUCUCUUGGAAUUUUGUACCUUGAAAUAAAUGUGGGGUAAAUGAGACUAAUCAACAAUGCCACUAAAGUGAUUUGUGGUCCAUCCUUGUAAUAUCAUGUUUAUUUAUUUUUGUACAUAUACUUUUAGGAUAUUCCAUAAGGUGGAGUUCCAUCAUUAUUUUAUUGUUAGGUAUGCGUAGAAGGCACUGAUUCCUAAUUUAAUUAGUUUUUCUAAUCUUUUAGCAA